This is a messenger RNA of Dryobates pubescens (Downy woodpecker), 3285 nucleotides long. It is a transcript of the gene SLC4A1, whose product is annotated as solute carrier family 4 member 1 (Diego blood group). Gene Ontology annotation, biological process: regulation of intracellular pH; monoatomic anion transport; transmembrane transport. The transcript has 22 exons. Gene Ontology annotation, molecular function: monoatomic anion transmembrane transporter activity; solute:inorganic anion antiporter activity; bicarbonate transmembrane transporter activity. The record is from RefSeq and is a predicted model, not a curated record. NCBI's taxonomy places the organism in Eukaryota, Metazoa, Chordata, Aves, Piciformes, Picidae. Gene Ontology annotation, cellular component: plasma membrane; basolateral plasma membrane. Bases 154 to 3084 code for a protein of 976 amino acids.
CCCCGCCCCGCGCGGCUCUUUCCCCGUGGGCAGCAGCAGGCACAGCCCGGGCACGGGCCGGCGGCGAGGGCAGGGGCGUCGUGGAGCCCACCCCGGGGAGCCCGGGUGAUGGUGUCGCCGGGCUGAGUGCGGGGACACAGCGAGGCCAGGGCCAUGGAGGGGCACGGCCAGGAGGCCUACGAGGAAGGGAUGAGAAGGAGCCUCGACCCUGAGGGAUACGAAGACCACGGCUUAAAAGGAUCCCACCUGUCGCUGGGGGAGAUGAGCAGGGCUGGCGCUGGCACCGGGUCCCCCUUACACGCAUGGAGGGCCAGAGCCGAGGAGCUGACGCCCCUGCGGCAGUAUCUGCCCAGCCGCCGGGGAUGCUAUGACCUGGAUGGGAGGAGGCGUACGGCAGGGGCCCCCCCGGGACGGGUGAGCCGCCGUGGCAGAGGGCAACCUUCGUCGGUGACUGAUGUGGACCUGGAGGCGGCAGGGAGCAGGAGGCCCCUGUCCCGACGGGAGACCCAUGAGGGCUACGUGGAGCUGCAUGAGCUGGUCAUGGACACCACGAAGGAGCUGUGCUGGAUGGAGGCUAGCCACUGGCUCAAGCUGGAGGAGGACUUCAAGGAAGCAGGACACUGGAGCCAGCCCCAUCUCUCCUUCCUGACCUACCGCAGCCUCCUGGAGAUCCAUCGGGCUUUGGCCAAAGGUGCUGUGCUCCUCGACGUGGCAGCCACCUCGCUGGCAGCCGUCGCUCAUGCCCUCAUUGACCAGAUGAUCUACGAGGGGCAGAUCAAGCCGCAGGACCGGGACGACAUCCUGAGGACGCUGCUGCUGCAGCACAAACACCCCAAUGAAACUGAGUCAGUGAGGACUCUGCCACCAGCACAGCUGCAGCGCUCCGCUACCGGCCGGGCAGAGACGGAGCAGCCGCUGCUACGGGAGCAGCAGCCCCUGGAGAUGCGCAGGCUGGCGGGGACCGAGCAGGGGAGCAGCAAACCCCAGCUGCAUGAGAAGAUCCCCGAGGAUGCUGAGGCCACGCUGGUCCUCGUGGGCUGUGCAGCCUUCCUGGAGCAGCCAACGUUGGCCUUUGUGCGCCUGAAGGAUGCUGUGCCCCUGGACGGGGUCCUGGACGUGCCCCUGCCUGUGCGCUUCCUCUUCGUGGUGCUGGGCCCUGACAGUCCCCACAUCAGCUACCACGAGAUCGGCCGUGCCGUGGCCACCAUGAUGUCUGAGAGGGUCUUCCGCCGGGAUGCCUACCUGGCUGCCGGCCGCCGGGAUCUGCUGCAGGGGGUUGAGGACUUCCUGGAGGCCAGCAUCGUCCUGCCGCCCACCGAGACCCCCAACGAGCAGCUCCUCCGCGGGCUGGUGCCGCUGCAGCAGGAGCUGCUCCGCCGCCGCUACCAGCCCCAAGAGAAGGCUGCGGGCGAAGCCUUCAUAAAAGACCUGGGGCUGGAGGAGCCGGUGGCGGAGGACGACGACCCCCUGCGCAGGACGGGGAGGCCUUUUGGGGGGCUGGUGAGGGACAUCCGCCGCCGGUACCCCAAAUACCUCAGCGACAUCAAGGAUGCCCUCAGCCCCCAGUGCCUGGCCGCAGUCAUCUUCAUCUACUUCGCGGCGCUGUCGCCUGCCGUCACCUUUGGGGGCUUGCUGAGUGAGAAGACCAAGGGCAUGAUGGGGGUGUCGGAGCUGCUGGUCUCCACCUGCGUGCAGUGCGUCCUCUUCAGCCUCCUCAGCGCCCAGCCCCUGCUGGUGGUUGGCUUCUCAGGGCCCCUCCUCGUCUUUGAGGAAGCCUUCUACUCGUUCUGCAGUGCCAAUGACAUGGAGUACAUCGUGGGCCGGGUCUGGAUUGGCUUCUGGUUGAUCCUGCUGGUGCUGGUGGUGGUGGCCUGUGAGGGCAGCUUCCUGGUGCGCUACCUGUCCCGCUACACCCAGGAGAUCUUCUCCUUCCUCAUCUCCCUCAUCUUCAUCUUCGAGACCUUCUCCAAGCUCGUCACGAUCUUCAAGGACCACCCACUGCAGCGAAUUUACAACGUGGACACCACGUAUGUGCCCAAGGUGCCAGAGCCCAACACAGCUCUGCUGUCCCUCGUCCUCAUGGCUGGCACCUUCUUCCUGGCCUUCUUCCUCCGCAAGUUCAAGAACAGUGCCUUCCUGCCUGGCAAGGCCCGGCGACUGAUCGGGGACUUUGGGGUGCCCAUCUCCAUCCUCAUCAUGGCUCUGGUGGACUUCUCCAUCCGGGACACCUACACACAGAAACUGAGCGUCCCCAGAGGGCUGGAGGUCACCAACUCAUCUGCCAGGGGUUGGUUUAUCAAUCCCAUGGGGCUGAAACAAACCUUCCCCAUCUGGAUGAUGUUUGCCUCUGUGGUGCCUGCCCUCCUGGUCUUCAUCCUCAUCUUCCUCGAGACGCAGAUCACCACCCUCAUCGUCAGCAAGCCAGAGAGGAAGCUGGUGAAGGGCACCGGCUUCCACCUGGACCUGCUGCUGAUCGUGGCCAUGGGGGGGCUGGCUGCCCUCUUUGGCAUGCCCUGGCUCAGCGCCACCACCGUCCGCACCAUCACCCACGCCAACGCCCUCACCGUCAUGAGCAAGACCUCUGCUCCCGACGGGAAGCCUCAGAUCCUGGAGGUCAAGGAGCAGCGCAUCAGCGGCCUGCUGGUGGCAGUGCUCAUCGGUGUCUCCAUCCUCAUGGAGCCCAUCCUGAAGUACAUCCCCCUGGCCGUGCUCUUUGGCAUCUUCCUCUACAUGGGCGUCACCUCCCUCUUCGGCAUCCAGCUCUUUGACCGCAUCCUGCUCUUGCUGAUGCCACCCAAGUACCACCCCAGCGAGCCCUAUGUCACCCGGGUGAAGACCUGGCGGAUGCAUCUCUUCACCCUGAUCCAGAUCAUAGUCCUCGUGCUGCUGUGGGUGGUGAAGUCCACCCCGGCCUCGCUGGCACUGCCCUUCGUCCUCAUCCUCACCGUGCCCCUGCGGCGCUUCCUGCUGCCCAAGAUCUUCCAGGACAUCGAGCUCAGAUGUCUGGACGCAGAUGACGCCGUGGUGACCUUUGAGGAGGCAGAAGGCACAGAUGUGUACAACGAGGUGCAGAUGCCCAGCUAAGGGCUCACUGCCACCUGCCUGACCCCUGGAUGUCCCCACACCCCCUGGCCCCCACUUCCCCACCAGCUUAUCACUCCACUGCUGCCAUCCUGGGGCCACUGGGUGACAGGGGACAAGGUGGGGACACAGCCCAGAGCCCUGUCCCCACCUGCACACCCCAUGACUGGAGCUUUUUAUUUGUUUUUCUCCUCCCCACCUCCC